AUGCUCGUUGCUGUGCUGCAGCUCAAAAUGGGGAGCCUGAGGAUUUGGGGCUUGGAAGCCAUUGCAUUCAAGGACACCUAUGAAUCCACCUUUGACGCUGCCAUGGUCCACCACGAGAAACUCUUCAAGCUUCCGGAGGAGUAUGCUGACCUCGAGGCCACUGCGUCUGGAGAGGUGUCGCAGCCCUUGGAUGAGCUCGUUGACCUCAAAAGACCGCCGGAGCAGCAGGACAUUGUCGCUUUGCGCAGGGACCGGGAGAAAGAAGCCCUGCAGGUGGUCCACCAAUGUGCCAAGGCAGCGGCCCAUGCAGUGGCCAGUGCCUCUCGUCGUGCCUCCACCGAGCGGGCCAAGCUGUCCGAGGACAAGAAAGAACUUUGGGACCAAGCAUGGGCCCAUGCGAGCGUUCCUUUGCUGAUCCAAUGGCGAGAGGAAGCUGUGCACGGGAACUUGUUAGUGGACUUCUCAGAGGCGGCUGCGCCGCAGUCAUUUGUCGGGCUCGCUCAGCGGAAGCGGGAGAUGCAGGUGGAGAAUGCGCUGGCAGCAGCCAAUGCCGCAGCGGAAGAUACUUCCCCCUGA
This is a messenger RNA of Durusdinium trenchii, 576 nucleotides long. Lineage: Eukaryota; Dinophyceae; Suessiales; Symbiodiniaceae. The record is from the annotation of a GenBank genome assembly.